AUGGAAAAAUCAUUAAUCAACAAAGAUCAAGAUAUAUCGUUUUUAAAAAAUGCUAGUUUAGAUGAACUUAGUGAUAAAUUGAACUCAGGAAUUAGAAUAUCAGAAAAUCAAAAUAAAAUUUUAAAAGAUGAAAUUCGGAAAUUAAAAGAAGAAACUCAAGAAGAAUCAUUUGAAAAUAUAGCUAAUCUUGAUGAUGCUAAAACUAGAUUAGAAGCAGAUUUAGUUUUAUCAGUAGAGCAAUUAAAAAUGUAUUUUGAUUUUUUAAAGCAAGAACUUGAAAAUAAAAAAAAUAAAUUAAUUGAACAAACUAUACUAUUGAAUGAAAGUGAAACAAUUUGUAAAAUUAUUAAAUAUAGAAUCGAUCCAUUAUCGGAAAUUCCUCAAGAAUUGGAACAUGAAAUUAAAGGAGUUGAUUCACUAAAUGAUAACAUAAAAAAUAAUCAAUUAUUAAUAACAGAAAUAAUUGAAAAACAUUUUGAUCGUCUUCUUAUUCGUAAGGAUGAGGAAGAUAAAGAAAAAGAUAAAAAAAAAGAUAAAAAAAAAAAAAAACAAGAAGAUGAUGAUGAAUAUGAAGAUGAAACUAUUGAUAAAAAUUAUCUUUAUGAUUUGGAGUACGAGGAAAUAAAUGAAAAUGAAAUUGAAAAUGAAAAUGAAAUUGAAAAUGAAAUUGAAAAUGAAAUUGAAAAUGAAAAUGAAAUUGAAAAUGAAAAUAAAAAUGAAAAUGAAAAUGAAAAAGAAAGUGAAAGUGAGUGUGAAACUGAAAAUGAAAAUGAAAAUGAAAAUGAAAAUGAAAAUGAAAAUGAAAAUGAAAAUGAAAGUGAAAAUGAUGAAAGUAAUGAGGAUGAAAGUGAAGAAAUUUUAGAAAAGAAAAGAAGAACUCAAUCUAUUGAAAACUAUGAAUUAAGAAAAGAAACUUUUAAAUAUGUUUUACAACAAGUAUUGCAUCGUUUUUCAACAAAUCCAGUAUCAUAUAUUUCAAGUAAAGACAAAUCAUUGGAACUAACAGAAGGUGUUUCACCACAAGAAUCAAUUCAAAUCCUAAAAAUAGCUGGUCUUAUUGAAUUUGAUCCAGAAGAUAGUAAUUGUUUCAGAUUAGUUAGGGAUAAUAGGGAACUUGACAAAAAAUAA
Molecule: messenger RNA, 1128 nt
Organism: Dictyostelium discoideum AX4
Lineage: Eukaryota; Evosea; Eumycetozoa; Dictyosteliales; Dictyosteliaceae
Exons: 2
Coding region: 1-1128 (375 amino acids)
Source: RefSeq, a predicted model, not a curated record